Messenger RNA from Daphnia pulex (common water flea), 5229 nucleotides. Its product is annotated as neither inactivation nor afterpotential protein C-like. The record is from RefSeq and is a predicted model, not a curated record. NCBI's taxonomy places the organism in Eukaryota, Metazoa, Arthropoda, Branchiopoda, Diplostraca, Daphniidae. The transcript is spliced from 26 exons. Bases 665 to 5110 code for a protein of 1481 amino acids. Gene Ontology annotation, biological process: protein phosphorylation. Gene Ontology annotation, cellular component: myosin complex. Gene Ontology annotation, molecular function: protein binding; ATP binding; cytoskeletal motor activity.
GUCGUCGACAUGCAGGGAAGUUCAGUUAUAAGCUUGUAUGAAACUUGUAUGGUGACUGGAGCUUGUCAGACAUGUAUGGGCCAUACUCUACUCUAGUCCUUGUUUAUAAUCCAAUUGUUGUUGAUGAGCCCCAUUGUGGAUGACGGAACUAAUUGAUCUAGAAGCAGAGCGGGAUGGAGGCAAUCAGAAUCGAAAAGGUAAAGCGGAAAUUCACGCAACGAAGAGACUGCAAAUUACAAAAUCACUACUACACUGGUAAAGCUGUGACGAAGCCGCUUCCAUGUUUAUUCCUUUUUCGUCCAUCCUUUAUCUGCGCACAAACAUAGAACUGACAUUUUGCCGAGUUAUUAUGCCGUCCUCUAUCCGUCUGCCUAACGAGAUUAAACCCUGUGUCCUCCUGUGCUUGUGACAAGGGCUAUCGCACAUUCCGUCAUGUAUUGAGCUCGCCGUAACUCGGACGUCGAAACAGUUGGCUCUGGUGCUUCGUUUGAAGUCGACCACUCCAGUUCGUCUGAAUUGUGAAGGUUGGAAAUUGAAUUUUCCAGCUGUGGUCCGUUCCAGCUCGAUCCCAUUUAGCAUCAACCACUCAUCGCGAAUGACCUGACUUGCGAUUGAAUCAACUUGAAUCGUUCCGAGGAGAAAGGAAAGACAAAAAGAAAUCAUCAUGUCUUAUUACGGAAAAAGCCUCUAUUUGGAUUUUGAUACCCUACCCAGAGCUAACCAUCGUUUCUCUCUUGGACGUGUGCUAGCCAAGGGUACUUCGGCCAGCAUCUAUCAUGGCGUCGACCAUGAAGCCGGCGAUCGAUUGGUGGCCAUCAAAGUGUUGAAAAACUUAAUCGAUAAUGUCGAAUACAUUGAGGAAGAGUAUAGAAUCUUCAAGAACUUGAGCCGACAUGACAACUUCCCCACUUUUUACGGUGGUUUUCUCAAUAAAUUCGACAAAGCCGAUAAGGAUGAACUUUGGCUAGUCAUGGAGCAAUGUGAAGGAAGUUCCUUGGGCGAUUUACUCUACAACAUGAAGCAGAAUGACCGUAAGUUAACCGAGCAAUUGAUCGGCUACAUCGUCCGCGAACUGAUCAACGCACUCAGCUACCUUCACAUGAAUCACAUCAUUCACCGAGAUGUCAAGGCCUCCAACGUUCUCUUGACACUAGACGGACAGAUCAAGUUGAGCGACUUCGGAUUCUCCAGACAUCUGAAGCAUACGAUGAGCCGACGGUCCACUUCCAUCGGUUCGCCGCACUGGAUGGCACCGGAAGUGAUCCAGAGCACUCCGUGCAACACCGAGGCGCUGGACAUGAUGGACGAUGAGGAAGCGAAGAAAGGCUAUGAUCACCAUUGCGACGUUUGGUCUCUAGGUAUUACCUGUAUUGAAAUGGCCGAUGGAGUGCCACCUCUGUGGGAUCUGCAUCCCGUACGAGCGCUGUUUCAAAUCGUGAAUAAUCCGCCACCUGAGGUGAAGGUGCCUUCGGAAUGGUCGACAAACUUCAGGGACUUCAUUUCAGAAUGUCUUAUAAAAAAUCCGGAACAUCGACCGGUCAUCAUGGAAUUAGCCGAACACCCCUUCAUCCAAGAGUUACCAGAAGACACUGGAAUGUUGCAAAAUCAACUAAAAGUUUUGAUUUCAAAGUAUGCUACUUCUGUCGAUUUGGAUAGGCCACACGAAGUCAUCAUUAGGGAUGGCAGACUAAAGACCGAACCAGAUGGAUCAUUUAAAAAGAUGUAUCCGGACGAUUUAGCCUCCCUUGAGGUUGUGGAUGAAGAGAAGGUUUUGCUCACUCUCGGCAAUCGCUAUAGUCGAGGUCAGUUUCAAACAUACGCUGGGACUGCUCUUCUUAUAGUCACUCCGCAAUCGGAUCAGUCUCUAAUAUAUGAAAAAGAGUAUCACGAGCGCUACAUGUUCAAGGCUCGUUCCGACGAGGAACCCCAUGUUUUUGCAGUGGUAGAUCGAGCGUGGCAAGACAUGCUUCACCACCAAGAGCAUCAAAAUAUUAUUCUAUCUGGAGAUCGCAAUUCGGGAAAAUCGUUCAAUUUUACGCAAAUCGUUCGCCAUCUGUGCUAUAUGGCAAAGGGUAACCAAAUGGUAGCCGACCGAAUUGAACAGCUGCCUUUGAUCCUUGAUUGUUUCGGAAACGCGGCGACGGAAGGCAACGCCAACAGCUCCCGACAUCUCCGCUAUUUGGAGAUGAAAUUUACCGAUAGUGGCAAACUGAGUGGUGCCAUCAUCAAUGUCUAUAUGCUUGAGAAGUGGCGUCUCAGUGAAACGCUCUCAAAGUCGAAUCGCAAUUACCACAUCUUUUACUACGUCUAUUACGGACUGAAAUUUGACGGCCUUGCCGAAAAAUAUUUUCUUGAUGGCCAAACCAACUUACGUUUCCUACCCAUUGGUGACACAGACGCUGAAAUUAGUUACUACCUAAGUGGCUACAAAAAACUAAAGAAAUAUUUGCGCUUCUGGGAUAUGGAGGGAGACGAACAAUCUUUUAUCUUCCAUACCGUUGUCGCCGUACUUCUCAUUGGCCAGAUUCAAUUCGGCGAUCGCAACUUGGAAUCGUACAUCACAAAUCCCGACAUCUUAAAUAAAGUUUCGACAUUGCUUAACGUCGAUUCAGCGAAACUCGGAUGGGCUUUGUGUAACAGCUCGAGGUUCUCCAACGGAAAUUUGGAAGUGGAACCUAACACCUGCAAUGAAUCCGCCGAAGCUCGCGAUGCUCUUGCCAGAGGUCUAUACGCUCGUCUAUUCGACUGGCUAGUCAACACCCUUAAUCUCAACAUGUGCCUUGGCAGAAAAGCAUUCGGAGAGAAACAUUCGAUGGGUAUUCUAGAUCCACCAGGUUUUGACAGUGGACUACGCAGAAAUUCGUUCGAGCAGCUCAUCUCCAACAUCACUAAUGAACAGCUGUCUUACCACUACAAUCAAAGUCUUUUCUCGUGGGAAAUGCAAGACUACAAGGAUGAAGAAAUACGCAUGGGGAAAUUUGCCUUUAGAGACAACAGAAAUGUUUUGAACGCCAUGCUCUCAAAACCAGACGGAUUGUUGUCGGUUGUUGACGAACAGUCUCGUGCACCCGAUGCAUCCGAUGAAUCUAUCCUAGGUCACUUUGAGAGAGUUAUUUCACCGUCAAGCCUUCAAGUUGAAAAUGAUGGCUCGUUCGUCGUUCAUCAUUCUGGGGGAGAUGUGCGCUAUCGCAUGGAAGAUUACCCUAAUCGCAAUCGCGAUUUCCUUUCUGCUGAAUUAAUAAACGUCAUGCGAAAGUCGACUGAUUCGCGAUUGGUCAACAUCUUUCUUAAUAAAAUGACCAAGACGGGAAACGUUACCAGUGACCCCACUCCGGCAGAGAGAGCAAGACGAAAGGCAAAUCUCGGCGUACCGGAAACGAACAACAAAGGAUUCAACACCUUGUCGCAAGGGCAAUACUCCCAAACUCGACAGAUGCAGACGAUGGCCAUGAAAACUCGGCAAUCUCUGAUCCAACUCCUCAAGAAUCUGGUUCACGGCACGCCACAUUUUAUCCGCUGCUUGCGAAGAAGUAAAUCUGGAGCAGCCAAUGUCGUCUUGGACAAAUCUUAUCUUGCGGAACAAAUCCGUUCCUGCAAUCUGGUCGAAACUAUCAAAAUUCGCCAGAAUGGAUACGCUCAUCGGAUUCCCUUUAUGGAGUUUCUGCGCCGAUACCAGUUCUUGGCUUUCGAUUACGAAGAGACGGUAGACAUGACACCCGAUAACUGUCGCUUGCUCCUCCUACGCCUCAAGAUGCCGCAAGAAGGUUGGAUGAUAGGAAAGACUAAAAUCUUCCUCAAAUAUCACGUUGAAGAAUUUCUCGCCAGGAUGUAUGAGUCGCAAGUAAGGAAGAUCAUCAAAGUUCAAGCCAUUAUGAGAGCAGUGAUGGUGAAACUGAAAAAGAAACGCGGAGGAGAUGUUCAGCGUCGCCGGCCAACUCGAAUGGCGAGCGACAUGACCAAGGAUGAAGCAGCCCUAGCUAUUCAAAAAAGCUAUCGAGGUUACUCGGUCCGUAAAGAAUACGGAUGCGCGCCGGGCAAACCUAAGCGUUUCGAAUGUGUCACCAUUCAAGAGGAAGCGGCCAACACCAUACAAUACUUUUGGCGGAAGUGGAAGGGCAAAACCAUCUACCAGCAGCUGCUCCUCUAUCGUGCAGCCAAGCAGCAGGAGCUCACUUAUUUUUGCCAACAGGUGCACAUUUACGACCAAGAGUACUGUGGCAGUGUCCGCAAGACAGAAGCUUCCGUGGAUAAAUCUAAAAUCAGCAUUCAGCCACGUCAAGCUAACCGAUCGAUUCCGAAACCUGUCGGUCCCAAAAGACUUCCGUUGAUUCUGAAAAAUCGACAUUUCCUCGACACGACAUUUAUGUGCAUUAAAGCUUUCAACAAAAGCGAUCUAGUUGUGAAACCGAGACCAACGAGUUUGGCCGUUCAGAAUACUACUGCUGUGAAUAGAAACAGUCGUACACCGAGUCCAGCUUCGCAGUCACCCAGCCGAUAUGGCCGAUACGAUGAUAAUAAAUCACCAGGAUCUCGGAACCGUACUCCAUCUCCUAAAUCCCCCAACACCCUUUCUCCUAUUAAAUCCCCUGCAAGCAAGUCUCCUACCCCCAGCAAUGGUGUAAACAAAGUUAACGUAAAAGUAGGCGAAUGGAAUGGACGAUCACCUGAACCUGGGAGAUCACCAGAACCUCCAAAGUAUGGGUUAUCAAAGCCGGUAGGCCCCAAAAUUAAUGUGCAGCCACCGUACAUGAGCUAUUCAAUGGCAAAACCAUCUGAUCAAGUCAAGAUUGCCAAAGAAAUUGAGAAAAAAGCUGUUGAAUUGGGAAAAACAUCUACUGAUGAUUCUGCCCCAUUCAAUUUCCAAGGAAUGCUUAAGAAAACUGACUACAGUCGUGGUUCAAUGAAGAGGAAUAAAGGAGAAAAAAAAGAAAGCGAUAGUCCCUUUGGUGAAAGGAUUCCUCUGAAAAGUCCAUCAGUGGUAUAUCAGUCAAAACCAGGAGGCAAUACAUCACCGAGUAGUGUCAGGAUCAAAUGUCAAGCUCCUUCACCAACUCUGAAACAUGAGAUUGCACCCGGACUGACUAUUGAAGGAGAAGAAGCAGAUCUUUAAAUAUUCAAAGAAACUCCACACAUGGGAGGCUCGAGUUGGCGGCUGGCGAACCGAGAAGAGAAAGAAAAAAAAAUUAUGGACGAAGGAAUUUUUCGAGGAAACAACAACCGAAAAAAGAA